CUUGGAUUAAUCUAAUCAAUACUUUUACUCUACUAUCUACAGUUUUACCGAGUAUACUUUUAACCGGACGCGACGACACAGCAGCACCGCCACAACACCAAUGACAACCGUGCUGAUUACUGAAGCAUCCAUAUAACCCAUCGUCUUUCAAUCCACCGUUUCUACAAACCAUCUCAAUGGACGGAUCUAGAUCGCUCGCGUCGGCAGUCGCCAUCCCCGACCAAGACGACCCCAGCGCCCUCCCCACGCGAUCCCCCCCAGACCCCACCCUCAAGCGCCGAAAAUCCUCCAUCUCCAGCCCGCCACCACCCUCCCCAGACAACAAGCGUCGCCGAUUGAGCGCCGACCAGCGACAACCAUCUCCAACAUCAGCAGAAACCACAGAGCGAGCGCCGCGCAGACCACCCGGGAAACGCGACGACGAGCGCCGGCGCGGACAGCGCUUAUUCGGGGCGUUACUGGGGACGCUCUCGCAGGGGUCGUCGAACUCCGCGGCGCAGCGACGACGCGCGGAUAUCGAGCGCAAACAGCAGGAUAAGCUCAAGGUGCGGGAUGAGGAGUAUGGGGAGUUGAAGAAGAAGAGGCGGGAGGAGAGGAUUGCGUUGCGGAAGAAGGAGAAGGGGGUUUAUGAGGAGGAGAUGAUGCGCACGCGCCAUACGAAUCUCCUGGCUACGGCACGGUUCCUCAAGACGAGGUCGGAGCCUGUACUCUACUACAAACCGUGGCAACUCCGGUCGCGCGAUGAACGGAUCAUACAGGAACAGAUUGAAGAGGCGGAGGCGACGGUUGCGAGAGAAAAGGCCGAGUUCGAUGCGCGUCCUCGAGAGGUGGACACGCAGGAGACUGGAGAGCGAGAUGAUGGGGAACAGAAACCGCAGACUACAGCUGACGAGAACGGAUCUGCGAAUACCACCAAUAAGAGACCCGAUAACGAGACGGAGAAUACGUUGGAAGAGCACAAGCCUGAAGAGAGCAAAUCUGAAGAGAACACAAAAGCAGAAGAACCCCAGAAAGAGUCAGAAACAGGUGUCGACUCUCACCACAGUGACAUCCCUGAGGCUAGUGCGGGCCAUGAUGCGGAUAUCCAUCGGGGCGCGGAGGAUGACGGAGGAGAGGUGGUGGAAGAUCAAGAGGAUACGGUGAUCUACUAGCAUGCCAUAUGAUGUGUGUGUAUCGUGUAUUAACUACCAAUUUGUUUGAGCGUCUGAUGUUGCGAUGUAUCAGCAUGUUACGAUACCUCUUAUCUGCAUAAUGGAUAUGCUUGAGUGGCU
Aspergillus campestris IBT 28561 is the source of this 1271-nucleotide messenger RNA. RefSeq lists its product as uncharacterized. The transcript is spliced from 3 exons. The record is from RefSeq and is a predicted model, not a curated record. The coding region runs from base 177 to 1151 and encodes 324 amino acids. Gene Ontology annotation, cellular component: catalytic step 2 spliceosome. NCBI's taxonomy places the organism in Eukaryota, Fungi, Ascomycota, Eurotiomycetes, Eurotiales, Aspergillaceae.